Messenger RNA from Poecilia latipinna (sailfin molly), 3894 nucleotides. RefSeq names its product leucine-rich repeat and fibronectin type-III domain-containing protein 2. Bases 118 to 2484 code for a protein of 788 amino acids. The record is from RefSeq and is a predicted model, not a curated record. The transcript is spliced from 3 exons. Gene Ontology annotation, molecular function: protein binding. NCBI's taxonomy places the organism in Eukaryota, Metazoa, Chordata, Actinopteri, Cyprinodontiformes, Poeciliidae. Gene Ontology annotation, cellular component: cell surface; postsynaptic density membrane.
UUCUGUAGGGCCGAGUGUUCCUCCCACUCUCUGAGAGUGAAUGUGUGGCCUGGAGGAUUUUCUGAGGGACCAUAUGGCACAAUACACCACAAUAUAGGUUCCUUUAAAUGAGGUAACAUGGACAAAGUGGUCAUCUGCCUCCUGAUUCUGGGAGCCGCUAUGACAAUGGUCCAUGCAUGUCCCAAAUACUGCGUCUGUCAGAACCUCUCGGAGUCUCUGGGGACCUUGUGCCCCUCUAAAGGUCUGCUUUUUGUUCCACCGGACAUAGACCGGAGAACUGUAGAGCUUCGGUUGGGAGGCAAUUUCAUUCUCAAGGUCACCACUCAGGACUUUGCCAACAUGACAGGUCUGGUGGAUCUCACUUUGUCUCGCAACACCAUCAGCAGCAUCCAGCCUUUUUCCUUUAUCGAUCUAGAGACAUUGAGGUCACUGCACCUUGACAGCAACCGGUUGACUGAACUGGGAGCGGAUGACCUACGAGGACUGAUCAAUCUGCAGCACCUGAUCCUCAACAACAAUCAACUAAAUCAAAUCUCAGAUUCAGCUUUCGAUGAUUUACUGCUGACUUUGGAGGAUUUGGAUUUGUCUUACAACAACCUGCGCAGUGUGCCUUGGGAGGCCAUCCGUAAGAUGGUCAACCUGCAUCAGAUAAGUCUGGACCAUAACCUCAUCGCCUUCAUUGCUGAGGGGACUUUUACAGACCUUGAAAAACUGGCUCGCCUGGAUCUGACAUCCAAUCGCCUCCAGAAGCUUCCUCCGGACCCGAUCUUUGCACGGUCCCAGAGCAGCAUGGUGAUGAGUACACCUUAUGCACCUCCACUCUCUCUGAGCUUCGGUGGAAACCCACUGCACUGUAACUGUGAGGUACUGUGGCUGCGAAGGCUGGACCGUGAGGAUGAUAUGGAAACAUGUGCCUCUCCAGCCAGUCUAAAGGGGCGCUACUUUUGGUCUGUCCGUGAGGAGGAAUUUGUCUGCGAGCCCCCGCUCAUCACUCAACAUACACACAAAUUGCUGGUGCUGGAGGGCCAAACAGCUAGUUUGCGUUGCAAAGCAGUCGGCGAUCCAAUGCCAACUGUGCAUUGGGUUGCUCCAGAUGAUCGUUUGAUUGGCAACUCCUCAAGAGCCACUGUAUAUGAAAAUGGCACCCUUGACAUAGCAGUCACCACAUCCAAGGACUAUGGCAUUUUCACUUGCAUUGCUGCCAACGCCGCAGGGGAGUCUACUGCCUCCAUCGAGCUAUCAAUCAUUCAACUGCCCCACAUCACUAACAGUACUAAUCGUACUACACUGCCAAAAUCAGGACUUUCAGACAUCACCAGCUCUACUAAGAUAGGCAAAGGGGAGCCAAAGCCUCCUCCAGAAAAGGUGGUUUCUGUAUCUGAAGUGACUGCCAUCUCUGCUUUGGUCAAGUGGACCGUAAGCAAAUCAACUCCAAAGGUCAAAAUGUUCCAGCUUCAGUACAACUGUUCUGAUGAUGAAGUUCUCAUUUACAGGAUGAUUCCCAGGACUCACCGGGCCUUCGUAGUCACCAAUCUGGUGCCGGGAAUGCAGUAUGACCUGUGUGUCCUGGCCAUCUGGGAUGACACCGCAACCACUCUCACUGCCACCAACAUUGUUGGAUGCAUCCAGUUUGUCACCACGGAAGAUUACCCACAGUGCCAGUCUCUGCACAGUGGAUUUAUGGGUGGCACCAUGAUUCUGGUCAUUGGUGGCAUUAUUGUUGCGACUCUGCUGGUCUUUAUCAUCAUCCUUAUGGUGCGCUAUAAGGUAACCAGUGGGAUUCAAACCAAUAAAUUACCCACUGUAAGUAACACAUACUCCCAGACAAAUGGGGGGGUGAACAGGUUCAAUGGAGCCCCACCACAGGUCAAGUCCACAGUAGUGGUCAUGCGUGAAGAAAUGGUGGAGUUUAAGUGUGGAUCCCUCCAGAGUAGCCUUUCUUCAUCAUCAUCGUCCUCUAACUCGUUGGACAGCCAAACAGGAAGAGGAGCAGGCUAUAAUGCGCAGAGCAGCGAAUGCAGCAACCUGCCAAGUACCAAGUUUAGGAGGCAUGUGCACGGCACUAAGGCUCGGCAAAACCUGGACCAACUUUUAGGGGCCUUUACAUCACUAGAGCUACGGGGUGCAGCAAAGGACCACCAAGGAACUUCUGUCUCCUCGUCCUCUGCUGUUGCCAAUCCCAUGACAACAGUGGCUGUGGCACCACCAUCUGACAAAGAACCCCUGCUUGGGAGGGCUGAGUCCACAACAAUGCUGGGGCGCCUCCUUGGGUUUCAACAUGAGGAUAAACCAAAGAGGAGUCACUCAUUCGACAUGGGGCAUGUCGGGGCAGUACAGUGUCGCAGCAGUCAGCCACGUAGGAUCAGCAACAUCUGGACUAAACGCAGCCUGUCUGUUAACGGCAUGCUUCUGCAGUACGACGACAGCGAGGAUGAGAAACCCACUUUUGAGAGCUCUGAGUGGGUUAUGGAGAGCACAGUCUGAGUCUAUGACCAAACAAUAGAUCUAUAUUAAAAACUAAAGAGACAUGAACACAGCGGGAUGUUCUGUAUGAACUUCAACCAUGUGAAUACUGUUUAAAUGAUUAUGUGACAAAAAUAAAGCUGACUGUCCAAGAUUGAAACUCUUGACUAUAUUUGAAAAAUGUUCCAUUCUGAAUCCACUGGAGAAAUUACCUACAUGGAAAAACUAUCUACAGAACGAUAAGAUACUCAUACUGGAUUUACGUCUUUAAAGGAACUGAACUCUAUGAGGACUUACUUCAACUGUGAUAACCUAUAUCACACGUUUCAGACUCAAAGUGGAAAUGUUCCAGCUGUAGAAAGAGGGGGACCACAGGAGCUAGUAUAGUAGAAAAUUAAAACAAAGUCAUUUUUAUUUUCAUGUUCUGUUUUUUAUCAUUUUUACUAUUUAUUAUUUCAGGUGAUUCACCAGAAGAAAGACUCACCUCAAAACAUUAAAAACAGGUUUACACAGGAUGUACCAACUCUCAUGUUGCCAUUUUAUACCCCUAUUUAUCAUCAUCAUCAUCAUCAUCAUCAUUUUCUCAGGUUAUGCAUGAGGUGACCGUAUGAGAAACAAAACAAAUGCUAACUUAAAACGCAGGCUGUGCUUGUACUCAAGUUUGUAAAAGUGUUUUUUUUUGUUUGUUUUUUUUGAGCAAUCAGUAUCUUAAACGCAGCACACAGCAGGCAGUGAUCUCAUUUUGAGAAAUCAGAGGAACUCAAAUUGGAAAAUUGAGCUAACAGCUAAUCAGAACAGGAACCACUCAAAACCAAAAGUAUGGAGUCUAAAACAAUUCAGUCAAAUCAAUAUGAAAUUGUCAUGUGGACACCGUUUGGUUUUCUUAACCAAAUUGUGUCUAUAUAAGUGUGUAUGCCCUAUAGAUGGUGGGUAGAAUAGCCAAGCUGUGAAUCACUGCUUCUCUGUAUUGAUGGGUCCCAGUGGAAGUAGCUUUGGUAGCUUUUUGGAUAUGUCCCAAGACGGAAAAAGCCCCUUGCCAGGAUUUGCUGUAAAUGCUAAAUCUUACAGCCAUCUUGAGGAUUCCAAACAACCUUGGGGCUCUUGUUUACAAGUCAGGUUAUAACUGAGGAAUAGAUUUACUUUGUGGAUGAGAUCAGCAUCUGCUGAAUGUGAUGUGGACACUGCAUCAGUGAAUAGUGAUGAAGAGAGAACUGAGCUAAAGGACAAAGCUUUCAAUUUGCACGCCAGUAUAUGUUCCAUCAUUCGGUUAAGGUCAUUAGUUGUGGGUAAUAAGCCAUCUGUAAGUGCAAUUGGAUGGAAUUAGCUUCCUUAGGAGGGCUGGAUUCUCAUAAAGAAAGGGUGAAGGAUUGCUCUAUAGAAGGUGCUCAUAUUAGAGUCCCAGUUUCUCAAUAUUGACAAGAGCCAACAAAG